GAUAUUUUGAAGAAGAGAAAGAAGAAGUAGGUAAAACAGAUGAAAGUGGAAGUAAAGAGGAUGAGAAGAAAAAUGAAGAAGAAAAUAACGAAAAGGAAAAUGAAAAAAAUGAGCAUGAUGAUGGGUAUGAUGAAGUGAAUGAAAAGAAUGAAAUUGAAGAGAAUAAAGAAAAUGACGAAAGGGAGGAUGAAGAUGAAUAUGAUGAGUAUGAUGAAGUAAAUAAAGGAAAGAAUGAAGAGAUGGAUAAAAAUGGUAAGGAAAAUGAAGAAAAUGAUAAAAGAGAGAAUGAAGAAGAUAAGUGUGAUGAGUAUAAUGAAGUGAAUGAAGAGGAGGAGGAUGAAAAGGAGGAUAAAAAUGAUUAG
Racocetra persica is the source of this 362-nucleotide messenger RNA. The record is from the annotation of a GenBank genome assembly. Lineage: Eukaryota; Fungi; Glomeromycota; Glomeromycetes; Diversisporales; Gigasporaceae.